AUGGCGAUGGCGAUGGCGUCGGCGCCGGCCGCGUCCUCGUCCUACGGGUGCGCGGCGUGCGGGGCGGACCUGAACCUGUCGGCGGCGCACCUGUACCCGGCGGACUUCUACUUCGAGGCCGGGAACAAGGGCACGCUGUCCUUCUCGUGGGUGGACGAGUCGCGCCUGCGGUUCGCGCCCGAGGACCGCAUCCGCCCCUUCUUCGAGACCCUCAACUACUGGGGCAUCCAGCGGAAGCGCACGCGCAUCAGCUGCGACGCCUGCGGCGGCCUCCUCGGCUACGUCUACGACGACGGACCGCCGGUCGUGCAGGGCACUGGGCAGUUCGGGAUGGGGCCCAGCCAGGUCAUCCCACGCCGCCCCAGGUACCGCUUCAAGAUCAAGGCCGUCGCCGCCAGCUCCUCCGCGCCUGCCGCCGCCGCCGCUUAUGGAAAGUGA
Molecule: messenger RNA, 438 nt
Organism: Miscanthus lutarioriparius
Lineage: Eukaryota; Viridiplantae; Streptophyta; Magnoliopsida; Poales; Poaceae
Source: the annotation of a GenBank genome assembly